Messenger RNA from Psilocybe cubensis, 495 nucleotides. RefSeq lists its product as uncharacterized. The transcript is spliced from 2 exons. The record is from RefSeq and is a predicted model, not a curated record. Lineage: Eukaryota; Fungi; Basidiomycota; Agaricomycetes; Agaricales; Agrocybaceae. Bases 1 to 495 code for a protein of 164 amino acids.
AUGUUUAAACAUUCCUUUUUCACCUUGUCGCUCUAUAUUCUUCAAAUACUGAGUGCUGGAGUCAUCCAAGCACUCGGCGCUCCAAAUAUUCUUCGGGGUAGAACAGCCGAACUACCGGCCUCCAACAAAGUAGGAGGAGGAGGAUAUGACGACGAGUCUUCUGCCUCGCCUCCAUGUCAUAAAUUCUCAUGGCGUCCCAUCGUCGAACAGAGAGAUGACUCAAAAGGAAACGCUGCACUCGAAAGUACGCUCAACGAUGUAGGAAUUAUGGAUGGAAUGUCUCUUAUGCCGCGGAUGACACGUCAGAAGAACAUUGAGUCUAAGCGUAGAAAAUAUCGUCACCCCGGCAAGAAAGGCGACGGCUCGGAGCCUGACGACCAAAAACCGGACUUGAAACCUUGGAGGCAUAAGGAUAAGAAGUAUGGAAACGAGAAGCCUGAGGAAAAGAAUGCUGUUCUUUUUGACGUCCAAGUGACCAGAGAACAAGCACAUUAA